Carassius auratus (goldfish) is the source of this 9559-nucleotide messenger RNA. RefSeq names its product myosin IXAb (gene myo9ab). Gene Ontology annotation, molecular function: microfilament motor activity; ATP binding; actin filament binding. Gene Ontology annotation, biological process: establishment of epithelial cell apical/basal polarity; intracellular signal transduction. Lineage: Eukaryota; Metazoa; Chordata; Actinopteri; Cypriniformes; Cyprinidae. Gene Ontology annotation, cellular component: axonal growth cone; myosin complex; actin filament. Bases 240 to 6965 code for a protein of 2241 amino acids. The transcript has 45 exons. The record is from RefSeq and is a predicted model, not a curated record.
ACACACACACACACACACACACACACUCGUCUGGAGGAGUGGCAGACAGCGUUAGGGACGCGAGCGGAUCCCCGUCCAGUGCUCAGACGAGCAUCCCUCCUUUUUAAGGCCCGUCGGGUCCCGUGUUUCGAGUUUCCUCACCUUAUAAGGAUCAGACCCGGCUGACUGGAAUGUCCCAGACGCUGGGAUGAUGAUGAUGAUGAUGAGGAGGACGAUGAUGGGUUGUUCAGGACUGACCGAUGCGGAUCUGGGUUAGUUUGUGUGGUUCUGGAGUUGAGUCUGCGUGGUUCUCAUCACUCAGCGGGUGGGAUGUCGUAAAUCUGUCGGGUGACUCUGGUACUGAUGGGAGCUGCUUUAGCAUCAUGAGCUGCCAUGAUGCCGGAGGGCGCCGGCGUUACGAGGACUCUGAGUUCACGUUGCACGUGUAUCCCGGCGCUCUGUCCGAGGGCACCAUCUACUGCCCCGUCUCGGCUCGGAAGGUGACGUCAGCGGCGGAGGUCAUCGAGCGCGUCAUCGAGCGGCUGCAGCUGGACCGCGCACGCUUCUACGUGCUCGCCGAGGUCAAGGAGUUCGGCGGCGAGGAAUGGAUCCUGAACCCCUGCGACUGUCCGGUGCAGCGCAUGAUGCUGUGGCCGCGCAUGGCGCUGGAGAACCGGCUGGCCGGAGACGAUUACCGCUUUCUGCUGCGCGAGAAGGAUCUGGACGGAUCCAUCCUCUACGGAAACCUGCAGAUGUGGCUCCGCGUGACUGAGGAGCGGCGGCGGAUGGUGGAGCGCGGACUCCUCCCGCAGCCGCCGUAUGUCGACGAUCUCUGCGCGCUGCCCGAUCUAAACGAGCGCACUUUGCUGGAAAACUUGCGCGGACGCUUUCGGCAAGAGAAGAUUUACACGUACGUCGGAGGGAUCCUGAUUGUCGUCAACCCCUUCAAGUUCCUGCCCAUCUAUAACCCCAAAUACGUUAAGAUGUACGAUAAGCAGCGGCUGGGGAAGCUGGAGCCGCACAUUUAUGCGGUGGCCGAUGUGGCGUAUCACGCCAUGCUGCAGAGGAGGAGGAACCAGUGCAUCGUGAUCUCGGGAGAGAGCGGAUCAGGAAAGACGCAGAGCACCAACUUCCUCAUCCACCACCUGACGGCGCUCAGCCAGAAGGGCUUCGCCAGCGGCGUGGAGCAGAUCAUCCUCGGGGCCGGACCUGUGCUGGAGGCUUUUGGAAAUGCCAAAACGGCCCAUAACAAUAAUUCCAGCCGCUUUGGCAAAUUUAUUCAAGUCAACUAUCAGGAGAGCGGGACGGUGAGAGGAGCGUAUGUGGAGAAGUAUCUUCUGGAAAAAUCCCGACUUGUUUAUCAGGAGCACAAUGAGAGGAACUAUCAUGUGUUUUACUACCUGCUGGCUGGAGCAAGUGAAGAAGAAAGAAAAGCCUUUCAUCUCCUUAAACCAGAGGAGUAUCAUUAUCUGAACCAGAUAACAAAGAAAGUCCACAGACAGCACUGGGGAAAUUACUGUGAGACCGAGCUGGACUGUUUCACGGUGGAAGGAGAAGAUCUGAAGCAUGACUUUGAGCGUCUGCAGCUGGCCAUGGAGAUGGUGGGCUUCCUGCCGAGCACCAGAAAACAAAUCUUUUCUUUACUGUCUGCGAUUCUUCUGCUGGGAAAUAUCCGUUACAAGAAGAAGACGAACAGAGACGACUCCAUCGACAUCAGCAACCCAGAGGUGCUUCCUAUCGUCUCCGAACUGCUGGAGGUGAAGGAGGAGAUGCUUUUCGAGGCUCUGACCACACGAAAGACGGUGACGGUGGGCGAGAGGUUGAUCGUGCCGUAUAAACUGGCCGAGGCGGGGACCGUGAGGGACUCGAUGGCCAAAUCUCUGUACGGCGCUCUGUUCGACUGGAUUGUCUUCCGCACAAACCACGCACUGCUCUACAACAAAGACCUGGAGGACUCAGACAAGAUCCUGUCCAUCGGUGUGCUAGACAUCUUUGGCUUCGAGGACUACGAGAACAACAGCUUCGAGCAGUUCUGCAUCAACUUCGCCAACGAGACGCUGCAGCAUUACUUCAACCAGCACGUCUUCAAGCUGGAGCAGGAGGAGUAUCGCUCGGAGGGCAUCAGCUGGCACAUGAUCGAUUACAUGGACAACACGGCGUGCAUCAACCUCAUCAGCAAGAAGCCCACCGCGCUGCUCCAUCUGCUGGACGAGGAGUGCAAUUUUCCGCAGGCGUCUAAUCAGACUCUGCUGGAUAAGUUCAAGCGGCAGCACGAAGGAAGCGGCUACAUCGAGUUCCCAGCCGUCAUGGAGCCGGCCUUCAUCAUCCGACACUACGCCGGCAAAGUCAAGUACAGCGUCAAGGACUUCAGGGAGAAGAACACGGAUCACAUGCGUCCUGAUAUCGUGGCUCUGCUGAAGAGCAGUCGAAACGCUUUCAUCUGUGGCCUGAUGGGAAUCGACCCGGUGGCCACCUUCCGCUGGGCCGUGAUCCGAGCUUACUUCCGAGCGCUCGUGGCCUUCAGAGCGGCUGGGAAACGGCAUAAGGAGAAGAAGACGACGACGAGCGGCUCUGAUGGUCCGCUUCAGACUCAGAAAAGUGUGGACAGCUUCAGUUUCCUGCAUCAUCCUGUUCACCAGCGGAGCCUUGAGAUCCUGCAGCGAUGCAAAGAUGACAAAUACAACUCGAGCAUGAGUCGGAGGAGUCCACGCUCUCCGCUGUCAGACCUGCAGGGAGCAAACAUGAGCAGGAGGAGCGAGCGCGUCUCCUCGCUCUCGUCUCAUGAGGAGGAGGGCAUCUUCAUCAGUUCGGUGGAUAAUAAGCUUCUGGAGCGAGCGCAGGGCAUCCUGAUGAGAAGCAAGAACUGCAAGACCAAGCCCAGCCUCCCGAAGCACCUGCUGGAUGUGAAGUCUCUGAAGUAUCUGAGCGGUCUGACGCUCCACGACCGCAUCACUAAAUCACUGCUGCACCUGCACAAGAAGAAGAAGCCCCCGAGCAUCAGUGCACAGUUCAACGUGUCUCUGAAUAAGCUGAUGGAGACUCUGGGACAGUCGGAGCCGUACUUUGUCAAAUGCAUCCGCUCGAAUGCGGAGAAGCUUCCUCUGCGUUUCAGCGACGCGCUGGUGUUGAGACAGUUACGCUACACCGGGAUGCUGGAGACGGUGAGGAUACGCCGCUCCGGAUACAGCGUCAAAUACAGCUUCCAGGAUUUUUCCCAUCAUUUCCGUGUGCUGUUACCCGCCGGCUUUCACUCCUCUCAGACGGGGAUCAGACAGUUCCUGCAGAGCCUCGACCUCGAGCCCAACGGACACCAAGUGGGCAGGAGCACGGUGUUCCUGCGGGAGCGUCUGCGUCAGCGUCUGCAGGAGCAGCUUCAUCAGGAGGUGUUGAGGAGGAUCGUGUGUCUCCAGAGGAGCUUCAGGACGCAGCAGGAGAGGAGACGCUUCUGCAGACAGAGACGAGCCGCCACACUCAUACAGCGCUGGUGGAGGGCGUGUGUGAGCGGCGCAGACGCUGAGCUCCAGCAGGGGGCGGCGGUGUGUCUGCAGACGGCCUGGAGAGGCUUCAGAGAGCGCCAGCUGUUCCUGCGGCGGAGGAGAGCGGCGCUGAUCAUCCAGACGUCCUGGAGGAGAGUCCUGCAGACUCGACACUCGGCCGCGCGCCUCAUACAGUCCGUCUGGAGGAGCGUCAGACAGAGACGCAGCUUCCUGCAGCAGCGCCGCGCCGCCGUCACACUACAGGCCGCCUGCAGGGGGCAGCGCGAGCGGCUCAGGUGCCGCCUUCUUCGAGAGCAGCGACGUGGAGAGAAAAGCCUCUGUGAAAACAUCACAAACAACACUGUGAGCAGAAGUUUACACGCCCCACAAAACCCAGCCGAAGCCCGAGAGGAGAAAGGAGAAGCUCCCAGAAGCGUGGACGACAGCACGCUGAGGAGCCGCUCCAAACGUGAAAGCAGGAGGCAGCGGGAGCUCCAGCAGGCCACCUUCAGUUUAGAGCUGCUCAAAGUGCGCUCGGCUUCAGUGGACGACGUGCUCCCCGCUCAGACCCCGCUCUCCAGACACCUUCCCUCCGAGAGCCACGACGAGAACCCCAGCCUUAAACCUCACUUCUACAUCGCAGACGAGGACAGCAGCCCGGCCGAACACGCUCUGGAGAACAAGGAGAACCAGGAGUCAGUGGUGGAGAUGGAGAAAGCUCUGCAGAAACCUGACACGAUCAACUCAGACGAGAGUCACAGAGAAACCCACGACAGAUCGAAUGGAUUGUGUUCUCCAGAUCCUCCUGAGCCUCAAACCAUCACGCCGUCGUCUUCCAAACCCCUCCAGCUGGACUCGAGGGACUCGGUUCGUGAAGCGUCUCCAGAGCCCAAGAAGCAGGUGCAGAAGAAGAUUAUCGCUCAGGGCGUCAGCAUGAAGGAGAAAGCCUUCUCUCGCAGCCGACUGACCUUCUCCAAGUCUGAUAAAGACCUGGUGAAUCAGGAGCGAUCACUGGCGAUCCAAAGAGAGGCAGAAUUCAGAUCGUUUAAACACAGAGAGUCGUCUCAGAAAGAGCAGAAGAGGAUCCAGAAGACCAUGUCGUCAGGGGACCUUGGGAAGAUGGAUUCGCUCAGGAAGUCAAUCUCACAGACCGACAGCAGGGUCAGAGGUAAAAUGCGGUUCUGGAGUAAGAGCAAACAUGGAGAUAAGAAGAUGUCCACCAGGGGGCGCUCCGCAGAUUCAGAGCUCAACGACGCGAGGAACGACUCUCCUCGGGGAAGCCGAGAGCAGGCCGGCCUGUCGGAGCUGGGACGCGACAGCAAGGAGAACCGUGAGCCGAUGAUGAGCAUGAUGUCGAUGAAGAGGAGACGCAGUGUGAAGAUCAGUAGCGUGUCUCUAGAAUCGUCCGCCUGGCAAAACGACUCGCUGCACAUCCUCACCAGCACUGCAGACUAUCGCAGCAUGAACGACUUCCUCAUGAAGAAGAUCAGCGAUCUAGAAGCAGAAGCCAGUCAGAAGGACACACCUGUGGAUGUGGUUUUCAAGAAGGCCCUAAAAGAGUUUCGCCUCAACAUCUUCAACUCGUACUCUACUGCUCUGGCCAUGGAUGAUGGCAGGAGCAUUCGUUAUAAAGAUCUCCACGCUCUGUUCGAACACAUCUUAGAGAAGAACAUGCGUCUGGAGCAGAGAGACUGGAGCGAGUCCCCCGUUAAAGUCUGGGUCAACACCUUCAAAGUCUUCCUCGACGAGUUCAUGACGGAGUACAAGCCAAUGAAUGGAACCAUUAGCAAGGCUCCUAAACCUGAGAGAAAGAAGAGGAGGAAAAAGGAAUCGGACACCGUGGAAGAGCACAUGGGUCACAUCUUUAAAUCCACUCAGUACAGCAUCCCGACCUACUGCGAGUUCUGUUCCUCUCUCAUCUGGAUGAUGGACAAAGCGUGCGUCUGCAAACUCUGUCGUUAUGCGUGUCACAGGAAGUGCUGUCUGAGGAUGACCACCACAUGCAGUAAGAAGUUUGACCCCGAGCUGUCUUCACGGCAGUUUGGAGUAGAGCUGUCUCGUUUAACGAGCGAUGAGAGAGCCAUCCCGCUGGUGGUGGAGAAGCUGAUCAACUACAUCGAGAUGCACGGUCUGUACACCGAGGGCAUCUACAGGAAGUCUGGCUCCACCAAUAAGAUCAGAGAACUGAAGCAGGGGCUGGACACGGAUGCGAACAGCGUGAAUCUCGACGACUACAACAUCCACGUGAUCGCCAGUGUGCUGAAGCAGUGGCUGCGUGACCUUCCCAACCCCCUCAUGACCUUUGAACUCUACGAGGAGUUUCUCAGGGCUAUGGGUCUGCAGGAUAAGCGUGAGGUGGUUCAGGGGGUGUAUUCGGUCAUCGAUCAGCUCAGCCGAACUCAUCUGAGCACACUAGAGAGACUCAUCUUCCACCUGGUCCGGAUCUCAUUCCAGGAGGAGACCAACCGCAUGUCUGCAAACGCUCUGGCCAUCGUGUUUGCACCCUGCAUACUGCGCUGUCCCGACACCACCGACCCGCUACAGAGCGUCCGCGACAUCAGCAAGACCACCGCGUGUGUGGAGCUGAUCAUCUGUGAGCAGAUGAGGAAAUAUAAAGCCCGUCUGAAGGACAUCAACACACUGGAGUUUGCUGAGAACAAAGCCAAGAGUCGCCUGACACACAUCCGGAGAUCCAUGAAACCAGUACUAAUUGCGGUUAGGUUUAUUGGCAUGUCAAGAAGUGUCCCUGCGCCAAACGCAGUGAAGAAGGGUAAGACACGUUUACGCAAAAGCGGCCUCCACACCCCCUCGCCUCCGCUGAGCCCUCGGGCCGAGAGGGAGGAGCCAGACGAGGAGGGGGCGGAGCCUGGGCUGAGUGAGCAGCAGCAAGCAGCGAUGCAGCAGGAGGAGAACGUUUUGACCCAGCAGAUAGAAAACCUGCAGAAAGAGAAGGAGGAACUGACCUUUGAGAUGCUGGCUCUGGAUCCCAGAGCGUCCGAUGACGAGAUGCUGGAGUCGGAAGCAUCGAUCGGAACGGCAGACAGCUCGGAAAACCUGAUGGAGUCGGAAGGUGCCGUGUCCGAUCAGUGGGAAAAGAGCCCCGGUGCGUCGUCAGCGACACGCUGGAGGAAGUCCGAGUCCAAAAGCAGACGUGGUUUACGCCGUCAGCCUGAAUCCCUGGACUCGGUGGACUCGGCCGUAGCCUCGCUGUCCUCCGUGUCGUCCACACCUCACUAUCGCUUUCGCUCGUCCUCUUCCGGGCCGCUGUUUUCCUCCACCUCUCCAGGGGACCUGCACAUCCUCCCCGACCAGGAGGGCUCCGAACGGGCUUCCCUGACCCCUCGAUGUGCCUCCAGCUCCGAGAAAACCCCUCCGCGGCCCAGAGGGAACCGAAGCUGUCCUCCGAAGCCCCGCGAGCCGGGAGAAGCCAGCAGCGGCCGGAGACGAGAGCGUGACUUCGGCUCUUCUCAGCCUUUGGUGCUGUACGGGAGUAACGAAUUUAUGGUGUGACGUCCAACAUUAGCCAGAGCUGGUAAAGCAGAAACACCAACGGAUGUCCUGAACGAGAAAAUGCUCGCUUCCAGUGAACUAAAUGUGAGGAAGGUGUUAAAGAUGAUGGGCUACUGACUGAAGCGGACCUGCUGGACCGGUCUGCUUUCACAACAAGAAGAGCUGAGCAGGGAACGAGGGAUUUUUAAUGUCCAUUUUCAUGUUUACAGAACUGAGCCAAUGAGAAGUCAAGCCACUUCCACUGACUGCAUGCCGUAUCGUUUUCACUCUACCAUUAAAACCUUUGAUAACGUGCUAAAUAUGUAAAAUAAUAUUAUAUUAUUGACAAGGGUGGAACGAAUCGUGUAAAUAGCUGAGAUCCCUGUGCUGCUGGUUGAACCAUGUGAAAAUAAUUUCUCUUUGUGUUGCAGAUCGAAAACUAGAGCGCGUGUGUGUGUGUGUGUUGUUUCUUAUGGGUCUGACAAAAACGCACACGAUUUGGGUCUAAUUUCAAUCGCUUUUUUGCAUAAUGCAAACAAAUCUUGGUUUUCUAUGCAAAAUCGGUGAAAUCUGACCCGUGCAUGUGCUUUAACUCACGUUUUUGGCUUUUUUUGGUUUCAGGAACACGUUUUCCAUUCAGAUGAAAAAGAAAAAGGAUGAUAAGGGAUGAAAAGUCAGAUCAGAUGUGUGUUUUUCUUUAAUUUACUCGCCAUCCUUUUUUUUUUUUUUUUUACAUCAGUGUUAUGUGCAACCAAAUCAGGACUUGAAAAUAUUGCUUUUUUUUUUUUUUUAAGUAUAUUGUGUUUUACACAUGCUGAUAUUUUAUUGUGAAUUUCAAGUGUAUGAAUAUUUUCGGUGUUUCUUUGUGCCAUCUGGAGUCACACGUUUAGUUUGCCAUAACAUCCUUUGAGUUUAAAAACUUGGAUUUAAUUUAGAGCCGAUUCAUUAUGAUUUUAACCCUUUAAACUCUCAUUAGUAGAUUAACAUGCAAAGUUAUAGCAGUAAAGUUAAUAAAAAACAAGGACAUGUAACGGCAAAAAGCUCAAAGCUUAACUAUAUAGUACAUUUAUGUGCAGGGAAUGUGUCUCCAGAAGCUGUUUACUCUUUUCGAUGUGCUGUUACAGAUAUCUACGUCUAUAUUUAUGUCAUAUCAGCCUAUUGCAAGAAACCAUCACCAUGGUGCAAUAUCACAAGAGACAUUAAGCUAUGUUUUUAUGUUACUGGUGAGUGUACUUGGGUACUGAACUUUAAGUCCACUAAUGCUCAGAAACAGGCGGUAAGAAGGAAACGGUUGUUUGUUGCGUCCUGCAUACGUGAAUGUAAUCACUGUAGCAUGCCACACUAUUAUCAGAGUUUCUAUUUUACAGCUACUGUAUUUAAGACCACGUUUAAGGCCGGAAACAUACUCUGUGCAAAAAAAAAACGCAAAAAUGAAUGCAGUCCCUAACGUAUUUAACAUGCAUUAAGAUGUAUGAGGAAUAUUGUGUGGAAAAGGUCUGUUAUCCAUUGCUUCUAUUGAAACGACUGGAUUUCGUCUGUAAAACUGCGCCGUGCAUGAGGAAAAGCCACUGGAAGUUUUUACUGUGUCUCCAAAACUCAUUAAGUUAUGGAGGCCAAAUAAAGAAAAUAAAAUAAUAACAUGCUUUAGUGAGUCAAAUUAAAAAGUUGAAAUUGACUUGUACUUAGUAAGAAUAUUAAGUUGUAAUUAUGACUUUAAAAGUUGAAAUGAUUUUAUACUGUGCUAAUUCAUAACUAUGAAAGCCGAAAUUGUGACUAAAUUAUGACUUAAUGUUAAAUCGAAAAAAAGGUCAAAAUUAUGACUUUAAAAUUAAUAAUUAUGAGAUAAAAGUUGAAGUUUAUAAUAUGUCGAAACUGACUUUAAAAGCUGACAUACUAAAUUGGAAUUAUAAUAAGUCAAAAUUGAGAUAUAAAGAAAAAAAUGUUUUUAAUCUCAUAAUUGACUUAGUAUGACAAUUUUAACUUAAGAUAAUAAUUUAAAAUUAUUUUAUAACUAUGCCUUUUUAUGUCAUAAUUUCGACUUGAUCAUUUGGACUUUUAAAAUCAUAAUUAUUCUAACUAUGUGAUAAUUAAGACAUGGUGGAAAUGGGCUUCAAUCGGAUGAGUUGCUGUCAAUUGUUUACUUGUUAAACCAGAUUUAGGUAGUUAGCAAUAAACAUGAUGGCAGGUUAACUAACGAAUCCUAAUUCUAUUUAAACUGUCACUCCACUGUGAGUGGAACUGAAAAAGAAGAAAACAAAGCAAAACUGACUGUUAUGGUGAUUAACUUUUGGUGUGCUCUUCAAAAUGCAAAGACACAUAAUUCUGCGUCGAUUAAAGCGUGUGCGCAUGCACUUGUGUAGAGUAUGUUUUUCAGCAUUUUGAGUAAUGUAAUAUCUUGCAUAUGAUGAUUAUUUUGUGUUGAAUGAUCCUGCUCUGUGUGUUUUGAUGGACUGACCGUCUCUACAAACAGAUUUGUGCUUUUGGAGUUUGUGUUUGUGCUCUUGUGAGCGCAGUUGUAAACAGUGCAAUUUGUGUAAUAUUUCUUUAAUGUGUAAAUGUAAGGAUGUAAAAAAAAACAACAUAAUCAUUGUCUUAUUAAAAAAUAAGAAAAUAAA